Lasiosphaeria miniovina is the source of this 1137-nucleotide messenger RNA. Its product is annotated as TfdA family taurine catabolism dioxygenase TauD. Gene Ontology annotation, molecular function: oxidoreductase activity. The transcript has 2 exons. Bases 1 to 1137 code for a protein of 378 amino acids. Lineage: Eukaryota; Fungi; Ascomycota; Sordariomycetes; Sordariales; Lasiosphaeriaceae. The record is from RefSeq and is a predicted model, not a curated record.
AUGUCUGCCGCGGUCGUCCAGCCCCUCGCCCUCCCCGAGGGCUCGCAAAUCAACUUUGGGGCGUCUGUCUCUAGCGUUGAUGUCGAGAACCUCACCGACGCCGACUUCGACGUGAUCCGCACGGCACUCUUCACGCACCAGGUGGUGGUAUUCAAGGGACAGGGCCACGUGACGCCGCGGGCGCAGUUCGAGCUGACGCGGCGGUUCGACCCGGCGGCUGCGGCGGCGUACGGGCACGGGGCGACGCUCGACGCCAAGCGCAGCGUGCUGCACCCGGACCUCAAGACGAUCCCGCACCAGCCGCAAGUACAAGUCAUCGGCAACGGCUUCGUGGGCGAGUACGAGGGCCUGCACAACAUCACGCUGCGCCACCCGCACCACCGUACCUUCCACGCCACGGCCGUCCCGGAUGCCGAGGAUCUCGACUACACGCGCUUCUACCGCUGGCACAUCGACGCGGCGCUUUACGGCAGCGGGCUCGCGCCGCCCGUCGUUACCACGCUGCUCGCCGUGCGCGUGCCCGCCGGCCGCACCCAGGUGUGCCGCUACGACGACGGCACCGGCGACGCGCUGCGCGUGCCGCUGGGCACCACGGCGUUCGUGUCGGGGUCGGCCAUGCUCGACCAGCUGUCGCCAGCGGACCGCGCGCUGGCGCUGGGCACGCGCGUCGAGUACGCGCCCCACCCGUACAUCUGGAUGUCGGGCGCCAAAUCCCGGCCCGACGGGCUCGGCAUGGUGUCCGAGGGCAAAGAGGUCCCGCUGGACGAGCUGCCGGCCAUCGACGAAGCGCAGAUCCAGAUCCUGCCCAUGGUGUGGCGCAACCCCGUGACCAACGAGCUCGCCCUCCAAAUCCACCCGUCGGCCAUCCGCAAGCUGCAUCUCGCUGACGGCAGCGUAGUCGACGACUUGGCCGAAGUCCGCGAGAUCGUGCACCGCCUGCAGCGGCCCGGUAUCGCGCCGGGCCUGGUGUACGCCCACGACUGGGAGGAGGGCGACCUGGUGCUGUUCCACAACCGCGGCGUGCUGCACUCAGUCGUCGGCGCCUUCGCCGAGCACGAGGUCCGCCUGUUCCGCCAGUGCAAUGUCGCCGCGAGCAGUCUCCCGCUCGGUCCGGAUGUUGUUGCGGCUGCUGCUUGA